AUGCCGUCUUACCACCUCGACCAAUUCGCUGGCCUGGACGAGAUGAUGUGCAAGAAAUUACUGAGUCUGGACCUGAGGGAGCAGGACAGCCCACUGUCAUCACUCAGCCUAGCAAUGAAGACACCGGGCUACAUUGGACGACAACGUAGCUGCGACACGUCCUUGUCUCUUGACAUCAGCCCACCAGACAAUGUCUAUCUGUCCUCUUCUAUUUGGGGGCAAAGGCCAGAGAAGCACCAGGCUUGUGUUCCUCCCAGUUCUAGCCAGUGGCGAAAGCAACACUUCCUGUCACAGCGCUCAUUCAGUAUGGUUGAGACGUGCAGAGCGACAGCAGCAAAUCUGGGCUGGCCUGAUUCAGAUGUGAAGGACCCUCAAGAAGGCUUCAGCCCCACCCUGCUGAACACCAACAUGUCAUCCACCUCUGCCACUUCUUCCACCCGCUACAAAACAGAACUAUGCCGUUCCUUCACAGAGAACGGUAUGUGCAAGUAUGGUGGGAAGUGCCAAUUCGCCCACGGGCCCGAGGAGCUGCGAGAUCUCAGCAGGCAUCCAAAGUACAAAACUGAACCAUGCCGCACCUUCCACACCAUAGGCUUCUGUCCUUAUGGGAUCCGCUGCCACUUUGUCCACAACAACGAGGAGGAGAAAAAUCACUUGCGCAGCUCCUCUGCCUCUUCAGGCUUUGCACCCCUGUCUCUUCCUUCCUCACGCUCUCACAGAAUCCCACUUAUCAGACAGAGCGUCAGCUUUGCAGGGUUUCCCUCAGCUUCCCAGCAAAGCCUUGCUUCUCAUCCCCCCACUGCAUCUUACUCACGAGCGCCAUCUGCUUCUCCCCCUUGUGCUGAUAUCACCGAUCUCCUCUCUAGCGUCUUCUUGGAGAUGGACUCGCCUACCUUUGAGGCCUCGCCUAACCCUCAGUACCAACCCCCUACUGCUGCAGAUCAACACCCUCCUUUCCUCCCCUCCCCGGACUCUGGCUGUUCCCCUUCUGGUCUUUCUCCCUCUGCAUCCCCAUCCCUGAGGCAGAGCCCUGGAGUUUCUGCGUUCUUUUCACAGUCACUCGACACAAGAUCCCUGUCCUAUACCUCUCUUUCAGAUCAGGACCAGGAUGGGAGCAGCUCUGCUAGCUCGCUUAGCGGAUUGGAGUCCUGCAGCGGCAUGAAUGACGGGAAACGCCUCGCCGUAUUUAGUCAGCUCUCUGUUCCUGAGGACGCUGCUGGGAUCUGCCUUUAG
This is a messenger RNA of Nerophis lumbriciformis (worm pipefish), 1233 nucleotides long. Lineage: Eukaryota; Metazoa; Chordata; Actinopteri; Syngnathiformes; Syngnathidae. The record is from RefSeq and is a predicted model, not a curated record.